Molecule: messenger RNA, 1566 nt
Organism: Nematolebias whitei (Rio pearlfish)
Lineage: Eukaryota; Metazoa; Chordata; Actinopteri; Cyprinodontiformes; Rivulidae
Gene: txk
Product: TXK tyrosine kinase
Exons: 16
Coding region: 28-1566 (512 amino acids)
Biological process (GO): T cell receptor signaling pathway; adaptive immune response; peptidyl-tyrosine autophosphorylation
Molecular function (GO): non-membrane spanning protein tyrosine kinase activity; ATP binding; protein binding
Source: RefSeq, a predicted model, not a curated record
UGGAACUGAGGAAGAAGAGACAAAAGCAUGAUCCACUCCAAUCACUCGACCCGCGCCGUGUUCUGCUGCUGCUGUGCCGUUCAAACCAGGGAGAUUAGCACCCGCAUGGAGCUGGAGAGCAGCACCGCUCUUUGUUUCCAGAGCAGACGAUACCCGGGACACGCCUGUCGGGUGGACAGGUCCAGGAAGAAGCUCCCCCUGCCGCCUCCGGAGGACGAGGACGAAGAAGGAGGCAGCUUGAUCAGCGUGGUGGCCAUGUACGACUUCACCGCCAAGGAGGACACGGACCUCACGCUCAAACAGGGGGACGAGUACGUCAUUCUCCACAAGCAGGACCAGCUGUGGUGGAGAGCGCAGGACAAGCACGGGAACAAAGGUUUCAUCCCGAGUAACUACGUCACGGAGAAGAACCGAAUCGAGGCCAACCCGUGGUACUGCAAGAACGUCACGAGGACCGAGGCCGAGCAGCUGCUGCGACAAGAGGACAGAGAAGGUGGAUUUGUCGUUCGGGAGUCCAGUAAAAAAGGAGUUUAUACCGUCUCUGUUUACACCAAGACUUUAAGUUCAAACGGAGAAAUCCGACAUUACCAGAUUAAAGUGACGGACGCCGGGCAGUUCUACCUGGCUGAAAAACACACCUUCACGUCCAUCCCAGAUGUUAUACUCUACCACGAACACAACGCAGCAGGUCUGGUGACCAGGCUUCGGUACGCAGUCGGACCGAUGGGAAGGUGUGUUCCUGCCACGGCCGGGUUCAGCUCAGAGAAGUGGGAGAUCAACCCCAGCGAGCUGACCUUCAUGAAGGAGGUCGGCUCCGGGCAGUUCGGGGUCGUCAAGUUCGGCAAAUGGAGGGAUCAGCAGAGAGUGGCCAUCAAGGCCAUCAGAGAGGGGGCCAUGUACGAGGAGGACUUCAUCGAGGAGGCCAAGGUCAUGAUGAAGCUGUGCCAUCCUAAACUGGUUCAGCUGUACGGGGUGUGUCUACAGCAGCGCCCCCUGCUGAUCGUGGCCGAGUUCAUGGAGAACGGCUGCCUGCUGAACUUCCUGCGUCAGAGGGGCGGGGCCCUAAAGGAGGCGUGGCUUCUGUCCAUGUGUCAAGACAUCUGCGAGGGGAUGGAGUACCUGGAGGCCCACAGUUUCAUCCACAGAGACCUGGCAGCCAGGAACUGUUUGGUUGACGAGCGCAACGUGGUGAAGGUCAGCGACUUUGGGAUGACCAGGUAUGUUCUGGACAACCAGUACACCAGCUCCAGUGGAGCCAAGUUCCCCGUGAAGUGGUCUCCUCCUGAAGUUCUCCACUACAGCAAAUACAGCAGCAAGUCGGACGUUUGGUCCUUCGGUGUGGUGAUGUGGGAGAUCUUCUCUGAGGGUCGGACGCCCUUUGAGAACAACUCCAACCUGGAGGUGGUGACCGAGAUCACCAGAGGGACCCGUCUGUUCCGACCCCACCGGGCCACGCAGCUGCUCUACACCAUCAUGUACCGCUGCUGGCACGAGAAACCCGAGGGUCGGCCAUCUUUCUCCGAGCUCCUGGAGGAAAUCAGAAAACUGGCAGAAAACCCAGAAUAA